Paramecium sonneborni is the source of this 3257-nucleotide messenger RNA. NCBI's taxonomy places the organism in Eukaryota, Ciliophora, Oligohymenophorea, Peniculida, Parameciidae. The record is from the annotation of a GenBank genome assembly.
UGAUCAUGGCUGAAGAACUAUACAAAUUGCUUAUUUUGACUUAUACAAAUAUAGACAAUACAAUUCGAUAACAGGCAGAAUUAUAAUUGAUGAACACGGUGAUCGAGAAUAUCUAAAAUUUCUAAUCGAUAGCUUUGAUUGCAAAGAGUUAAGAUAACAGUAUAUAUAUUAAAUUAAAUUACAAAGUGUAAUAUUAAGCAGCGAGUUUGCUAAAUUCAGCAGUAUUAAAGAUGCUUACAAAUUAAGGUAAUCUUUUUUGUAUUUAUUAAUUUAGUAGAAUUAAAAAUGCAACAUGCAGAAUUGAUCCUUGAUGUAAUAACAUCUCAAUAUACUUCAUUAAAGUGCAAGUUACUAUUAUAAAAAUCGAUGAGCUUAUUGAUUAAAUUAAUAAAAUGUAAAACACUUCGUAAUAAAAUUGUUUAGCAAUUAAAUUGGAUAUUGAAAAGAAAAUGAAGUAAUUAGUUUAAAGUGAAUAAUUGUGGGAAAUCUAAUCAGGAAUAUUUUUCUUUAAAACAUUGAUUGACUCUUUAAAGUUAUCAUCAUAUAAUUUUGCGAUAAAUCAAGGAUUCGAUUGGAUAAGAGACUUCUUUGAUUUGAUAUAUCCACUAUUUAAAAGAUUGGAUGAAUAAUCAGGAGAUUUAAAUGAUGAAUACAUAAUAACAAUAAAAUAUUGCUCAUCUGUCAUAUUAGAAUAUUGUGAAGAAUUAUUUAAACAUAAAAGUCAUAAUAAAGAAUCAUUAAUUCCACUAUAAAAUAUGAUGUUUAAAUUAAAUUCAUUCUAAAUAAUCUUAUUGGCAAUAUUUAAAUAUUCCCCUCCAGCUAAUUUAAUUUAAAGUUGUAUAAUAUGUUGUACAAAUAAUGAAUAAUUUGACAACAGAAUAAAUGAAGUUAAAAUGUACGGAAUGAAAUGCCUUCAAAUAUUAAUAAAUAAUCUUUUAAAUAGAAGUAAGAACGAAUAAAAGAAUAGUGUAUUUUAUAAUUAAUAAUUUAAUUUAACUAAAUUAUCACUGUAUUCUAUUUUUACUUAUACCAAACAAUCAAGAAUCUAAGAUAUUUUACAGUAAUUAUAUAUAAAUUAUAAAUCAAUUAGGAAAUAGUUUCUGCCAAGUAUAUUGAGUAGUAUUCUGAGAUUAUUAGCACAUUUAGGUGCAUAAACUGAAUUAUAUCCAUAAUUCUAAGAAUCUAGUAGUCCUUUGAUUAUUGAUAUUAUCUAUCCUUUUUUAGUAACUUCAAAUAGUGAAUAUCAAAUUAUGAAAGAAUAGCCUGAUGAAUUUGUGAAUAUUGCAUUAGAUGUUGUAGACAAAUAGGAAUCAGAUUUACCAAAAACAGCAGCAACAACCUUAUUAGAAACUUUAUGUGAUCACAUAGAUGGAUCAACAUCUAUUUUAGCAUAAAUUGCUAUUAUGGUUAUAUCAUUUAGUAUAUUGGAGUAGACAUAGUCAUUAUUAACUUAAUCAUAACAACAAAUCAUAUAAACAGAAAUAAAAAAGAUUUCUGAUAAAAAAUUAUUCUAAGAAUUUACUCCUGUUGAUAGAAUAGAAAGUGGUUUGAUGAUUUUAACCAUUAUGAGCUAUUUAAUUCAAAAAAGAUAAGACAUCAUAUCUUUAAUGGAACAAUUAUUAUAAACGAAUCUGUCAUUUUUCACAAACACUACUGAAUAAAUUAUUAAAGUUAGAUUUGCUUUGUUUUUUGGUUAUUAUUGUGAUAAUUUAUUCAAAGUGGAAUCCUAAUUUUAGAUUAUGUUAAAUUAUAUCUAAUUGUUGAUUUCUUAUGCUAAACCACAAGAACCUGUUGUAUUGUAUAUGUCUAUUGAAGCAUUAAAAGAUAUCUUUGAAGAUGACGAACUUAAAAAUAAAUCAGGAGGUUUAGUGCCAAAUGUAUUUCCAGCUUUAAUUAGUGGAUUAUAAUUUAGUACAUAUGAAAGACAUUUUGAAAUGAUCGGAAAUCUGAUAAAGAAUUAUUCAACAAUUUUAAUAGCAAACGAGAAUUUUAUUAUUAAUCUUGUUUAAAUACUUAUCUAAAGAAUUAUUAGAGAAAAAGCUUUGAUUAAAGCCAAUAAUGAUUCACAUAGAUACAUACAUUUAAAUAGAUGUUGGAAUAUUUUAAGAUAAUUACCUACCAUUAAAGAACUAUAACCUAUGCUACUCAAAAUUGAAAUAGCUAUGUAGCCAAUCUAUCAAUCACUUGCAUUAUAAGAUAAUGAAUUAAAUUUUGAUGAAGAAUUGAUUUUGUUCAUCUCUUCUGUCAUCUAAAAACUCUAAUCGGUUUCACAAUUUUAGAGAGAAAUCUUGCCUUACUUUUCUUAAUUAAUUACCAAAUAAUCUGGAAAGUUUGGAUACUUAUUUGAAACCCUAAAUAUGUACAUGUACUAUGGAAGAAAUUAUUUUAUAUAAGAGCAAGCACAAAAUGUUUACUUCAACCUGGCUUUUUAAACAUUGAUGAAAGAGGAAGCCUUUGAAGAUAUUGAUUUGGCUGAAGGUGCACUUUUGAUUUAAUUAGGAAUUCAAGUACUUUAAAAUGAUAUCAGUCAAACUUUAUUAACUUAAAUAUUUUAAUAAGUUCUUUAAUUGAUUGCUAAAGAAAAUGUUACUGGUAUCAUUCGGUCUAGAAUAACAGCAAUUUUUUUAGUAGCAUUUUACUUCAUUCCUUAAUAAUCAUAUCAAAUUUUAGGUGAACAUUUUCAAAAUGUGUAUAAUAAAGUUUUAAUUACUCAAUAUCAUCCAGGAUAUGAUAUUAAAUUGUUCAUUAUAACUAUUUGUAAAUUAAUCUAAUAAUCUCCUUAACUAUUAAAUCCAGAAUUAAUUCAUAUCAUGAUUAGAAAUUUGGAAUUGCAAGAGAAUGUAGAAAACUAAGAAAAAACAGAUUAUGAGUAAGAAAUUUAAUAUUUAUUUAGUGAUGAUGAUAUGAUGAAUGAUGAUGAAUAGUGCGAGAUGUCUGAAGAAGAGGAAAGACAAUAAGCUAAAUAGCAAAUUGAAUAAUUUAAAAGCGAUUUAUAAAAUAUUGAUGAAUUUACGAAUUUUAGAAAUACUCUGUUGAGUUUUAAAACUUAGUAAGAUAAAUUUAAUUAUAAUUUAGACAUCCUCAAAUAAUAGAAUUAAUCAAAUAAUAACUUGAUAAUUAAACUCAAUAAAAAUUAAACAAUUAUUUAAAAUUUAUAAGGAUAGAUAAUAAUGAAACUGCAAGAAAAGUAAAAAAUUUCUUAUUUAUUUUAGAUGAUAACGAUUGGUAAAAGAAAAAUUCAACAUUAAAUUAAUUGA